Molecule: messenger RNA, 690 nt
Organism: Zophobas morio
Lineage: Eukaryota; Metazoa; Arthropoda; Insecta; Coleoptera; Tenebrionidae
Exons: 3
Coding region: 1-690 (229 amino acids)
Molecular function (GO): nucleic acid binding
Source: RefSeq, a predicted model, not a curated record
AUGGUUGUUUCUAAAGAAUACAUUAUAAUUAAGUUACUGCACCAUCGAGUAAUGGAAGAGAUUCCCGAUUUAAUGUUAGUCCUAAAUCGAGGAAAAAAUUUAUACGAACCUUUUUUUCUGGAUCAAACCUGGGUAUUUAGUAAGGGUAGCAUAUGCAAAAAGACAUGGCAAGACGGUUCAGUAAACACUGCUCUUGCAAAAACUGGAAAAAACUGCAGAUACAUUGUGGUUCACGCUGGAAAUAAAAACGGUUUUGUUGAAGGAGCUUCUUUAAUUUUUAAAGCUAAUAGCAAAUUGGGAGACUAUCAUGACAACGUGAACCAGGAAAAUUUUGAAAAAUGGUUCAAAGAACAGUUGAUACCAAGUUUGCGGGAACCAUUUCUUUUUGUGAUAGAUAACGCAAGUUAUCAUAGUAGAUUUGAGGAAGAAAUUCCUCGAAAGAGUUGGACAAAGACAAAAAUGAUAACAUAUUUAAAUGGGAUUGAUUAUGCACCCAAGACCAUGAAAGACCAAAUCUGGGGAAUAUUGGUUAACAAACAAUCCCAAAAACGUUAUCAUUUAGACUUACACACCCAACAUCAUGGGCAUUGGGUAUUGAGGCUGCCACCUUAUCACUGCCAUUUCAACGCUAUUGAAAUGGCAUGGUCGGAAGUUAGAAGAAAUAAUGAUAAGAUCAUUCCAAGAACCUGA